AUGGCUGAAAGUGGUCAAUCAUCGAAUUCCACCAAUUCCACCAAUUCCACGGACUAUUUGACGAUCGAGGAGCUGGUGCUCGAGUUCACCCCAUCGCAAACCGACAUUUUGGUGGCCAUCAUCUAUUUUGGGAUCGUUUUAUCAACGAAUCGCUUUUACGCUGUCGCUUUCAUGGGCAUUUACUACAAAAAGACCCUGCAACUACGGUAUAUACAGAUGAUCAUUGUACCCAUUUUGCCUGUGACACUGAUGACAAUUGGCACAUUUAUCCGUAUGGAAAAGAUUUUGAGGCCU
Molecule: messenger RNA, 294 nt
Organism: Mesorhabditis belari
Lineage: Eukaryota; Metazoa; Nematoda; Chromadorea; Rhabditida; Rhabditidae
Source: the annotation of a GenBank genome assembly